UUCAAAUUAUUCAUAGGAAGAUAAGCUUGACGAGUGUACUUUACGACUCGGCAACGUAGCGUAGUCAUACAGGUGUCAGGCAUUGGAAAACCCAAGGGUUCUUCUGGAGACCUGAAGCAUCCCUGAUAUUUGGCCCUGUCAGUGAUAUCAUCAGGCGCCGAUCGACUCUCAGAUUGACAUCUAGACCAUGCCAGUGACAACAGAAAAAAUCUGCAUCGCAUCUGACAGUUAAAUGAUCCAAUUAUAGAAGAAUUGAUGUACGUCGUCAUUGACCGCACCGUAUGAAUCACGUGGCGAGGAGAUACACACAGCAGUACAAGCGACGUGAUCGUUCUGCUACACAUAUCUUCAUUUCAAUCCAAGAACAAAACAAACGCCUUAACCCCACCUGGCGAACGAGACGCUUGACGUUAUCAGUCGACCCUAGAAUCGUAUUCGAAGGUCAGAUCUCUCCACCAGGUCCACCACGGUGCCACGAACCUCACUCCAUAAUGGCUGGCACUUCAUUUAUGGGGUAUAUUUUCUCUGCUCCGUAUUCUAGACCCCGGCCCAUGUCGAUCAGCGCCUCAAAACUGCUGAUGGUGUGCUAUGAUUAUUCCGGAUACUUGCACGCGCAGAGGUUUUGCUUUUUCUCCUCCAUUCCCCCUGAAACUGAUCCAACGGCCCGUUUUAAGCUCUGUAUUACCCUCAAUGGUAGGCUGAAAGUGUGGUAUCUUACAUACACGGUUUACUGGUUACGCGGACUUGGUAUUGACGCAGGUACUUACUCUCUUGGGAUUUUUGCUACCAUCCAAUUCGUAGGCUCCUGUCUUUCACGCAUUCAUAAAUAACCAUGUGACAGUAUGAUUUUUUUUCUUAUCGUAAUCUCCCAUUAUUGCAACAUUGUCUGCUCUUGCUGACAGGUCUACCAGGGCACUUGCUCACCAUGCUGUGGAUAUAACAUUAUUAAUAAUAGUAUCUAAUGCUAACAUUAUACA
Aspergillus pseudotamarii is the source of this 977-nucleotide messenger RNA. RefSeq lists its product as uncharacterized. The coding region runs from base 282 to 830 and encodes 182 amino acids. Lineage: Eukaryota; Fungi; Ascomycota; Eurotiomycetes; Eurotiales; Aspergillaceae. The record is from RefSeq and is a predicted model, not a curated record. The transcript is spliced from 3 exons.